CUCCAAACGGAUAGGUGUUUGAAGAUUAAGUCCAACAGCGCUUUCCUUCUCGGACCCCUCACUCCCUCACGGAUCUCCCCUCGAGUCGUCAUCGGCAUCACAUUCUCUCGCUGGCCUCUUGCGACUCAAAAUGACCGGCAUCGCCCAGUCCCCCGAGCGCGAUGUCGCUAGUACGCAAAUGGCUGUCAACACUCCGAUUGGCUUCCUCGACCUCCCCAGUGAACUUCGGAACAUGAUUUAUGACCUGGCUUUGUUUCACGAGGAGUCCAUCGACGCCUGCUACAAUUGCUAUGGACGAGAACGCCGCACAACUGGGCUGCUCCGCGCGAAUCAGCUCAUCUACAGAGAAGCCAGCUCGGUCCUCUAUGGCCGGAACUGCUUUAACUUCGUCCUUGCCGAGCCCGAUCAGUUGGCUUCUUUCUUCAAGCAAAUCGGGCCCAACAAUGCGAGCUACAUUCAGCAUGUCUCGAUCCAGUUCCCGCAGUUCCUCUACCUUAACCCUGAGGAUGUCGCCUUUCAAGACAGAACCAUCAAAAUUCUUGCAGACAUACAGAAAAGCUGCGUUAACUUAAGAGCGCUUACGACAUCCCUGGGUUACUCUCUGGCAGCCCUUACUCCUGACCUCCCGGGUUACCGCGGCGUCAUCGUUAAGGCGCUAGAACUGGUCAACGCUUUCUUUAGAGCGAACCCAUCUUUACGGGAUAUCAAUGUGCAUGUCUACAACGAUGGCCCAAGCGACUACAUUAAGACGGUCAUGGAGAGGUGUGGCUGGACGGUUAGCAUAACAGAACGCGAGGAAGGAUGGGAGGAAGAAUGGGAGGAAGAGAUCCGUUAUGUUGGGUAUGACUAUGGCGAUCAUUACUCUAGUGGUUACGAGUACGGUUUCGAUGAAGACGACUAUGACAGCGACUAUUACCUAGGUAGGUAGCAAGGGCUUUGUUGCGCCCCCCGAAAACAGAAUCUGGUGUUUC
Messenger RNA from Chaetomium fimeti, 971 nucleotides. RefSeq lists its product as uncharacterized. The record is from RefSeq and is a predicted model, not a curated record. NCBI's taxonomy places the organism in Eukaryota, Fungi, Ascomycota, Sordariomycetes, Sordariales, Chaetomiaceae. The transcript is spliced from 2 exons. The coding region runs from base 131 to 928 and encodes 265 amino acids.